AUGGGAGAUCAUUUGUUGAUGUGUGGUAACAAAACAGAUCCGUGCCCAAAUUGUAAAAAAUUUAUUCGUCGAGCUAUGUUUGCUUAUCAUUAUGAAAAUAGUUGCGCUGAUGUGAAUGCCAUCGAUACAGAUGUUAAUUCUACUGCCCACAAUUCUGUUGCUUCAUCAGCAUCUCAGCCUAAUAUUUCGUCACAAUCUUCAACAGGAUCAGCUUCUGGUCACAACAAGCAUAUCACGACAAUGGCAGUUGAUCUUAGAACGCUUCCAAACCAAGAUAGCACCACAUUCCAACAGUCGAGUUCAGGUAGGCUUUAG
This is a messenger RNA of Rotaria sp. Silwood2, 315 nucleotides long. Lineage: Eukaryota; Metazoa; Rotifera; Eurotatoria; Philodinida; Philodinidae. The record is from the annotation of a GenBank genome assembly.